Messenger RNA from Panicum virgatum (switchgrass), 2005 nucleotides. Its product is annotated as aladin-like. The transcript has 15 exons. Gene Ontology annotation, molecular function: protein binding. Gene Ontology annotation, biological process: nucleocytoplasmic transport. Bases 413 to 1660 code for a protein of 415 amino acids. The record is from RefSeq and is a predicted model, not a curated record. Lineage: Eukaryota; Viridiplantae; Streptophyta; Magnoliopsida; Poales; Poaceae. Gene Ontology annotation, cellular component: nuclear pore.
GCGUUCCCCGUUCCCUCCCGCAUCAGCCACCAGGGUUUAAGCAAGAGAGCAGCCACCUCGCCUCGCCGCCGACCAGCCACCCAUCGCCGCCCUCUCCCCUACCGCUCGCUUCCGCCGCUGCCUCCGCCGCUCCGCCUCUACCCCCCGACGUUGCCUCCUCUGCUGUGUCGAGCUCGAGCCCCAUUCCGGGCUGGGAUUCGCAACCCUGAGCCCCAACCCUAGCAAGGCGCGAGGGAACGGACAAGCGGAUCGACGAUGCCGAGCUUCCCUCCGCCCGGCGCCGUCACCGUCUGCGAGAUCAACCGCGACCUCGUGAUGUGUGCUCAUCCCGACCUGCCUUCCUCACCUCGCAGUUGCGGCGGAGGCCCUGUCGGACGACCGAGCCAAGGACGCAUACGGCGAUGUCCUCGGAAUGGUCUUCAGUCCUAUCCCUUUCCAGCCAGACUCUCUUCCCCCAAUCCGCGAGCCCCCUGCUGUAGAGCAACCAGAGUCCACUGAGAACGUGCCCACAGCUAGUGUGGCUUCCACCAUAUCCGAGUUCUUCAAACGGAUGAUCUUCCCUCCAUUAAAUCCAAAUCUGCUACAAAAAUUUGACACCCAGAAAAUAAGCUGGAAUCCGCACAAGCAUUGUCUAGCAUUUGUGUCUGGGAAGAACCAGGUUAUUGUACAUGACUUUGAGGAUUCAGAUGCUAAAGAGCCAUUCAUUUUGACAAGUGAUCAGCAAACCAAUGUUAAGGCUGUUGAGUGGAGACCAAAUAGUGGCAAGAUGAUUGCAGUCGCCUGCAGGGGAGGGAUAUGCCUCUGGUCAGCAUCAUAUCCUGGCGAUGUUCCAUUCAUGAAAGCUGGGGUCACCCCUUAUUCCUUUAGUGCCUUCCCUAGAAGUUCUGGUGGUUGGUGGAUACUGGUGGAUGUGCUUCGUGACUCUUCUUCUGAGCAAGUUACCUCGCUUUGCUGGAAGCCUGAUGGAAGAUACUUGGCAUCUGCCUCUUGUAAUAGUCCAUCUUUCACGAUUUGGGAUGUGUCUCAAGGGUUGGGUACUCCUAUACGGCGUGGAUUAAGUAAUAUAUCACUACUGCGGUGGUCACCUAGUGGAGAUUAUCUUCUAGCUGCUAAAUUUGAUGGAACUUUUCAUUUCUGGGAGACAAACACAUGGACUUCAGAACCUUGGUCUUCAUCUAACGGAUAUGUGUCUGGAGUGAAUUGGGACCCAGAAGGUCGUGUUGCAUUGGUAUCCUUUUCUAACUUUACUACACUUGGCUCAAUUCACUUCUCAUCUAAGACACCAUCUUUAGAUGCUCAUCUCCUACCAGUUGAACUUCCAGAAAUUUCCUCCCUGAUUGUCAGCCGAGGCAUAGAAAAAUUAGCAUGGGAUGCUUCAGGGGAGCGUCUGGCAUUGUCGUUCAAAGAUGGAAAUGAAAUGUACCGUGGUCUUGUUGCUGUAUAUGACGUGAGGAGAUCUCCACUUGUCUCAGUGUCACUAGUUGGGUUCAUUAGAGGACCUGGAGAAGGAGCGAAACCACUUGCUUUUGCUUUCCACAAUAAAUUUAAGCAAGGACCCUUGCUUUCUGUGUGCUGGAGCAGUGGCUGGUGCUGUACAUAUCCACUGAUACUUCGUUCCCAUAAACUCCACAAUUGUGGUGUCACACCGGUUCAGGACUGAGUGUUUCAGCUACUGCUGUCGACCAGGAAUAUGGAAUGUUUCACAUACAGGUCGGAAGACAAUUUUCGAAGUACUGCUGAUGUCUUGCAUAGGUGCAUUGCAAAGCCUUGCUUUUGUUAAGCAGGUGCAAUUUCCAUGCGCCUGCUAGGAGAAAUGCAAAGUAUAUGAAUUGCAUCCCAUAUAUAUGUAACAUUGUAGCUUGAGAAAGGAUGUCUGUCUAUUAGCGGAUUCGUCUCCAGAUGGAGGAAAGGAAGUUCAUGCGAGCUUCUGGAAUGGAGGAUUUGACCGUCCCUUUCCUAUGGUUGAGCUAGUACUAGCAACGAGCUGUCAAAAUCCUAGAAGCAA